AUGGAGCACCUCGGGGCUCACCACCUGCACCAAGGCCAAGCCGAGCCCAUCAGCUUCGGCAUCGACCAGAUCCUCAACACCUCGGAGCCGGGGAGCUGCAUGGUGUCGCACCCGCGGCUGCAGGACUCGGCGGAUUACGGACUGGGCUGCAUCGUGGGCAGCGCCUACAACACGGUCACGGGUGGCUACGGGGCGAGCGGCGGCGCGGCCGGCGCCUACACCGGCACCUCUUGCAGCAUGGGCGGCCUGCCCGGCUCCUACAACGUGAAUAUGGCGGUGAGCAUGAACGGCAACACCUUGAGCUCGGCCGGGGGGGUAAUCCGCGUCCCGGCCCAUCGCCCGGUGGCCGGCGGCGUGCACCAGCCCCUCUCCGCCGCCGUGCCGGCCGUGAACGGCAUGAACAGUCUCACGGGGCUCACUUUCCCCUGGAUGGAGAGCAACAGGCGGUACACAAAAGACAGGUUCACAGGUCACCCCUACCAGAACCGCACGCCCCCCAAGAAGAAGAAGCCGCGCACCUCCUUCACCCGCCUGCAGAUCUGCGAGCUGGAGAAGCGCUUCCACCGGCAGAAGUACCUGGCCUCGGCCGAGCGCGCUGCCCUGGCCAAGGCCCUCAAGAUGACGGACGCCCAGGUGAAGACCUGGUUCCAGAACCGGCGCACCAAGUGGAGGAGGCAGACGGCGGAGGAGCGGGAGGCCGAGCGGCAGCAAGCAAACCGCAUCCUCAUGCAGCUGCAGCAGGAGGCCUUCCAAAAAACCAUCAACCAGCCCAUCCAAGCCGACCCCAUCUGCGUCCACAACUCCUCUCUCUUCGCCCUCCAGAACCUCCAGCCUUGGUCUGAUGACUCCACCAAGAUCACCAGCGUCACCACCGUCGCCUCCGCUUGUGAAUAA
Messenger RNA from Gavia stellata (red-throated loon), 894 nucleotides. It is a transcript of the gene TLX1, whose product is annotated as T cell leukemia homeobox 1. NCBI's taxonomy places the organism in Eukaryota, Metazoa, Chordata, Aves, Gaviiformes, Gaviidae. The record is from RefSeq and is a predicted model, not a curated record. The coding region runs from base 1 to 894 and encodes 297 amino acids. Gene Ontology annotation, biological process: regulation of transcription by RNA polymerase II; animal organ development. Gene Ontology annotation, cellular component: nucleus. The transcript has 3 exons. Gene Ontology annotation, molecular function: RNA polymerase II cis-regulatory region sequence-specific DNA binding; DNA-binding transcription factor activity, RNA polymerase II-specific.